This is a messenger RNA of Eucalyptus grandis, 2338 nucleotides long. Its product is annotated as endoplasmic reticulum oxidoreductin-1. NCBI's taxonomy places the organism in Eukaryota, Viridiplantae, Streptophyta, Magnoliopsida, Myrtales, Myrtaceae. Gene Ontology annotation, biological process: protein folding in endoplasmic reticulum. Gene Ontology annotation, molecular function: thiol oxidase activity; FAD binding; protein-disulfide reductase activity. Gene Ontology annotation, cellular component: endoplasmic reticulum membrane; endoplasmic reticulum. The record is from RefSeq and is a predicted model, not a curated record. Bases 589 to 2010 code for a protein of 473 amino acids. The transcript is spliced from 9 exons.
UUUUGGGAAGAAGAGCACAACGUUUUUUACCAUUACACACAGAUCGGAUCGGACCUUCUUCUUUGCCCACGGUUUCCAGGACCGAACUGGAUUUUUGUUCCCCCGUUUUUGGGAAGAAGUCAGAACAUAAAUUUUUACCAAGUACCCACAUUGGAUCCGAUACGGUUCCUGUCCGGGUGGAAUCUUCUUCUUUGCCCGCAGUUUCCAGGAACCGCGAAGGGGCAGAGCGUUCCCACCACGUUCCACCGUUGAACAGGAAAACCGGCGACCGCGCCCCUCAUAUCAUCCACUGAAUUUCUUCCUCCUCAAGUCUUCUUUGUCGCCGCACCCACCGCCUCCCAAGAAAAGAACCCAACUCUGCUUCGGUCCCACCUAUUUAAACACGCCACACGACCAAUCCAGCUUGGCCAUCUGUCCGCUCAUUCAUCGACCCAGUUCCUCAAUUUGACUCCCCGUCAGAUCGCCAUCAUACCCAUUUUCCUGUUCUCUCGCGUGUUCUUGAUUUUCGAGCGGUGGUGGGUUUUGAAGGGUUUUGGUGGGUUCUCUGUUUUCUUGAAGAAGUUUUGGCAUCUCGGUUGUCCGGAAGCGAUGGUGGAGCAGACUGAGAAGAAGAAGAAGAAGCAGGAGGAGGCGACGAAGGGGCGGAGGAAUCGAUGGAGCAAUGGCGCGAUCGGCGGUGCUCUCGUCAUCGUCUUGCUCGCCGUGGGAAUAAGUUGGGCAACUGCUCCGAAGAUUAAUUUGUUCUCACGCGUUGAUGACAAGCCUUGUCCUUGCGCCAGGGAUGCGAAUGAGUAUAGAGGAUUGGUGGAGGAUUGUUGCUGUGAAUAUGAGACUGUAGACCAUCUCAAUGAGGAAGUGUUGCAUCCCCUGCUCCAGGAUCUGGUCAAGACCCCAUUCUUUCGAUACUUCAAGGUCAAGUUGUGGUGUGACUGCCCCUUUUGGCCUGAUGAUGGCAUGUGCCGUUUGCGGGAUUGUAGUGUUUGUGAAUGCCCAGAGAAUGAAUUCCCAGAAUCAUUUAAACAUCCAUCCAAUCCUAUCCUUCCAUCUGACGAUCUUAUGUGUCAAGAAGGAAAACCUGAAGCUGCUGUGGAUCGUACUUUGGACAGAAAUGCUUUUAGAGGCUGGUCAGAGACAGACAAUCCAUGGACAAAUGAUGAUGAAACUGAUAAUGCUGAAAUGACGUAUGUGAAUCUCCAACUCAAUCCUGAACGCUACACUGGUUAUACUGGCCCAUCUGCCAGAAGAAUUUGGGAUGCUGUUUAUGCAGAAAACUGUCCUAAAUAUCCAUCUGAAGAGUUGUGCCAAGAGGAACGAAUAUUAUACAAGUUGAUAUCUGGUCUUCACUCUUCCAUUUCAGUUCACAUUGCUGCAGAUUUUCUUCUUGAUGAAACAAAAAAUGAGUGGGGUCAAAAUCUCACUUUGCUGCAUGAUCGUGUUUUGAGAUACCCAGAUCGUGUCAGAAACUUGUACUUCACCUUUCUCUUUGUUCUCCGUGCUGUCACGAAGGCAGCAGAUUAUUUGGAACAAGCGUCAUAUGAUACAGGCAAUCCUAAUGAGGAUUUAAAGGCACACUCCUUGAUGAGACAGCUUUUGUAUAAUACCAAACUUCAAGCUGCUUGCCCAAUCCCGUUUGAUGAAGCAAAGCUGUGGAAAGGCCAAAAUGGACCUGAACUGAAGCAGAAAAUUCAGAAUCAAUUCAGAAAUAUCAGUGCGAUCAUGGACUGUGUAGGAUGUGAAAAGUGUCGGUUGUGGGGAAAACUUCAAGUUCUUGGGCUUGGAACUGCAUUGAAGAUUCUCUUCUCUGUUGAUGGUCAGGAAAACUUGCUUCACACACUGCAGCUGCAAAGGAAUGAAGUAAUUGCUUUGAUGAACCUGCUCAAUCGGCUCUCUGAAUCUGUCAAACUGGUUCAAGAAACAGGACAGUCAGCCGAAAAGAUGGGGCUGACUUCUGAACAGAAAGCGGCAAGUUGCCCAUUCCACAAGAUGUGGGCAUCCUUGAAGAUAACCUAGCUAAUCACAUGUAGUCUUAAGGGCAUUUAGGAUAACAUAAGGAAUUUUGAGUUGUUCCUUAGGAAAUUGACCCUUUGGGUUUCAAAGCCUAUGCCCCAUAGAGAUACACUUCAUAGACAGAAAUGAAAGCAACCAAAGGAAGGAACCAGAAAAGAGGGGAAAGAUUGUAUCAGGUUUUGCUUUUGAGCUUGUGCAUUGAUCAAUGCAUGUAUAUGCGACACCAAAUGUUUUCGGUUUGACUGGUGCAAGAAACUUCUCUUUUGGUUCUGUAGUCGUGUGAAUGUAACGUGCACAUUUCUCUUUCCUUUCACACGGUUUGAUUUUUGCA